Messenger RNA from Limulus polyphemus (Atlantic horseshoe crab), 2464 nucleotides. Its product is annotated as protein Mo25-like. The transcript has 8 exons. NCBI's taxonomy places the organism in Eukaryota, Metazoa, Arthropoda, Merostomata, Xiphosura, Limulidae. Gene Ontology annotation, molecular function: protein serine/threonine kinase activator activity. The record is from RefSeq and is a predicted model, not a curated record. Gene Ontology annotation, biological process: intracellular signal transduction. Bases 250 to 1260 code for a protein of 336 amino acids.
GAAUCGGUAUAUUACGUCAAAAUAAGUAAUGGUGGAAUAAAGCAGAUCGGAUAAGAACACGGGUAAAAUUUACAGGGAAAUUAUUUUUAGGCCUGUACAUUUCUGUUUAGCCAGCAGAAUAUUUGGGAAUUCGUUAUCCUUUCUGGUAAAUUAGUGAGUAUCAUAGUAAAAAGUUUUCUUGAGUUUGUAAUGUAACUAGGCAGUAAAAGUUGCACCAUUGCCAUAGUACCGCUUGAAGUAUCCAGAAUUAUGCCUUUAUUUGGGAAAUCACAAAAAAGCCCAGUGGAGCUGGUGAAAGUGCUUCGAGAAGCCGUUUUAGCAUUGGAAAGAGGAGACAAAAAGGCGGAAAAAGCCCAAGAAGAUGUAUCUAAAAAUUUGAUGUUAAUGAAAAACAUGUUGUAUGGAACAAGUGAUCAAGAGCCUCAAACAGAUAUAGUUCUAACACAGCUUGCUCAUGAACUAUAUAAUUCUAAUCUUCUGUUGUCACUUAUACAGAACCUGUCAAAAAUAGAUUUUGAGGGCAAAAAAGACGUUGCACAGAUAUUUAACAACAUUUUGAGAAGACAGAUUGGAACGCGGUCACCCACAGUAGAAUAUAUCUGUACUAAACCAGAGAUACUUUUUACAUUAAUUAAAGGUUAUGAGAAACAAGAAAUAGCCUUGAACUGUGGAACAAUGCUAAGGGAGUGUGCCAGAUAUGAAGCUCUUGCAAAGAUUGUAUUAUAUUCAGAUGAGUUUUAUAAUUUCUUCAAAUAUGUGGAAGUUUCAACUUUUGACAUUGCGUCUGAUGCAUUUUCUACAUUUAAGGAACUUCUAACAAGACACAAAGGACUAUGUGCUGAAUUUUUGGAAAAUAACUAUGACAAAGUGUUCAGUCAUUACCAGAACUUACUAAACUCUGAAAAUUAUGUUACUCGAAGGCAGUCCUUAAAGCUACUUGGAGAACUUUUGCUUGAUCGACAUAAUUUCACUAUAAUGACCCGUUACAUUAGUAAUCCUGAGAACCUGAAGCUGAUGAUGAAUAUGUUAAAAGAGAAAAGCAGAAAUAUCCAGUUUGAGGCUUUUCAUGUCUUCAAAGUGUUUGUGGCCAAUCCAAAUAAACCUAAACCAAUUCUUGAUAUACUUCUCCGAAAUAAAGAAAAAUUGGUUGACUUCCUCACAAAAUUCCACACUGACCGUUCAGAUGAUGAACAGUUCAAUGAUGAAAAAGCCUACCUGAUAAAACAGAUUAGAGAAUUAAAACCUCAUGAAGAGCAUUAACAUUUAAAAUAUGUAAGAUUGUGUUUCAUCCUCUCAUUCCAAAAUUAUUUUUUUGUUUUCAAGUUCAUUGAGAGGCUGUUAAAAUGUUAGCAUUGUAGAAUUGUGCUGUACAGAAGUUUAAAUGGUAAUUCUAAGGUAAAGAAAAAUACAGAAAACAGUAGGUAUUGCAUAUUAGCUUUUGUUUUAGUUUGAUGAAUACAGUGUAAUUGUACUGUAAAUAAAUUUUUACUACAAAUUAUAAGUACAUGUAUGACAUUGAUUACAUGUAAGUAGAUAUACAAGUAUGUAUUUGAAAGAUAAAAUACCUAGGAUAUGCUACUGAGGUUAUUUAAAAAAGUCCUGUUGAAUAUUUAAAGCAAUUUGAGUCAACUAAAAAUAAAAGUUGUUAUAACAAAAAUUAUUUGCUAAUGUUUGACUGGUGCUUGCUCAUUUGUGCAUUAAAGUUUCUAUUCAGAAAUAUGUGUUUAAAUCUCUUGAAACAUUUCAGCCAGUACAACAGUACAUGUACUUCCACUUAGUAUUGGUAUGGACUUUAUCAAAGUCUGUUGUUCUUAGAUAUUGUUAGGUAACUUUGUUUUAUUAGAUUUUUAAUAAAACAGUUGUGCAUUUUGCAGUAGUGCCCAAAUACAUUCUAUUCUUGGUUCAUGAAUUUUAAAUACCAUUGUAGUUAAGACAACAUGGAUUUUACUAGUGUUUUGCUUACAUGAUAAAAAAAUAUUAAACAACAAUUUGUGUCUUAAUUUACAAUAAAUCAGGCAGUCUGUGAUGUAUUUUUUUAUCUUAAGAUUACACUCAUAAAUGUAGGUGUUUAAAAAUUUUAUGUGAGAAUGUUUUGUUUUCUUUUGUUCUCUAAAAAGUGCUAAAAUGUAUAGAUUUUAUAAUGUGAAUACGGUUUGAUUAACAAAUAAAGUGGUAAAAGUAAAGUUUUUAAUAGGAUUUGGAGUUUUGAUGGAAUAUAAUUAUGUGUGUGUUAGAAGGUAAAUCUUUAGUUUUUAAGAGAAAAAAUUUUUCUCGUAGAACUGGUAUUCCACUUAAAAUUGACCUACUUCAUUUAAAAAGAUUUAGGAUGAAGUUUUGGCUUGAUUCUGAAAACUUAAAAAGUAGUCAGGUCUUUCCUUAAUAUGCUUAGAGGCCACUGGAAAAAUUGACAAUGUAUUCAUCCCUAUACUAUUCUGGUAGAAACUAAUAAAAGAAAGUAAUAAUU